Messenger RNA from Myiozetetes cayanensis, 5992 nucleotides. RefSeq names its product cadherin 19 (gene CDH19). Gene Ontology annotation, molecular function: cadherin binding; calcium ion binding. Gene Ontology annotation, biological process: adherens junction organization; cell-cell junction assembly; homophilic cell-cell adhesion. Gene Ontology annotation, cellular component: plasma membrane; adherens junction; catenin complex. The transcript is spliced from 14 exons. Lineage: Eukaryota; Metazoa; Chordata; Aves; Passeriformes; Tyrannidae. The record is from RefSeq and is a predicted model, not a curated record. The coding region runs from base 548 to 2875 and encodes 775 amino acids.
GCACAGAGAAAAGGGAAUCUAAGAGGAAUUCCUUGACAGCAAGAAACAACUCAUUUUAUGAAGAGAGCAGAUCUAAUCAGGAGCCCUCUGUAAACAUAGUAAUCAGUCAUUUUGAAAGAAGCAAUGAAAGAAGAAGUAGAGCCAUGAAGAUGAUCAGAGGACUGGAGCACCUCUUCUAUGAAGACAGGCUAACAAAAUUGGGAAUGUUCAGCCUGGAGAAGAGAAGUUACCAGGGAGAUCUUAUUGUGUCCUUCUGGUACCUAAAGAGAUCUUAUAAGAAAACUGGAGAGGGACUUUUUACAAAAGUAUGUAGUGAUAGGACAAGGGGGAAUGGCUUCUGAAUGGAAGAGGUUUAAAGCCAUUACUUCCCCUUGCUGCCUGUCCCUGCCCCAGGAGAAAGGUCUCGGCUCUUGCUGCAGUCUGAGGUCUGCACUGCAGACUCUCAGCAGCUCGGUUUGGAUGGAGGCAUCGGCCUAACACCAGGGUAGACGGUGCAGGCACCCCAAUAACAAACUCCUAUUAAAAUUGAUUGAAAGAAGCUUUCAGCAUGAAUUUCUCUGCACUGCUACCUCUCACAGUGAUGCUGGUUCAACUUUGGCCUUACUCCCUCAGCACGCAGAACCACAGUGCUCAAAACACAGAUCUGUCUUUCAUGGUAGUCCGAAGAGUGAAACGUGGCUGGCUGUGGGAGCCACUAUUUGCAACUGAGGAACAGAUUUCACUCAGUCCUAUUUAUAUUGGACAGCUGAAAUCAGAUUUAGACAAGCAGGAUGGCAACCUAAAAUACGUUUUGACUGGGGAGGGAGCAGGAAGCAUUUUUGUCAUGGAUGAAUAUGAUGGCAAAAUUUAUGUGAAACAAAAACUGGAUCGAGAAAAAAAACCUUUCUACAGUCUAAGAGCAAAAGCAAUAAAUAGGAGCACUCAUCUUCCUGUUGAACCUGAAUCAGAAUUUAUUAUCAAGGUUAGAGAUGUCAAUGACCAUGAACCACAGUUCUUGGAUGGGCCUUACGAGGCUACUGUUCCAGAGAUGUCACCUGAAGUUAUACAGGUAACAGCUACAGAUGGUGAUGAUCCUUCUUAUGGGAAUAGUGCCCGUCUGCUUUACAGUCUCAUUCAGGGACAGCCAUAUUUCUCUGUGGAGCCGAAAACAGGGGUCAUCAGGAUGGCUGCCCAAAUGGAUCGAGAAACAAAAGAUCAGUAUUUGGUCAUCAUCCAAGCCAAAGAUAUGGUUGGGCAACCAGGGGCAUUUUCAGCAACAGCCACUGUUACCAUCAACCUUUCUGACAUCAAUGACAAUCCACCUAAAUUUCAGCAACGACUCUACCAUAUGAGUGUCUCUGAAGAGGCUCCUGUGGGCACCGUUGUAGGCAAAGUCUUUGCAGAAGACAACGACAUAGGGGAGAAUGCAGCCAUGAACUAUUCCAUUGAAGGAGAUAGUUCACAUGUUUUUGACAUCAUUACUGACAAUGAGACUCAAGAAGGAAUCAUCUUAUUAAAAAAGACAGUGGAUUAUGAGAGCAAAAGAAGAUACAGUAUUCAAGCAAAAGUUGUAAACAAGUACAUUGAUGAGCGUUUUUUGAAAGAAGGACCAUUUGAAGACAAAACCAUUAUCAAAAUCAAUGUGGAAGAUGCUGAUGAACCUCCAGUUUUCACCUCAGAGAACUAUGUGAUGGAGAUUGUUGAAGGAGCUAUGAGUGGCUCCCUGGUGGGGGUCGUAACUGCUAGAGAUCCAGAUAAUGAUGACAGUCCAGUCAGGUACUCUAUUGUCCAAAGCAUGCCUCUAAAGAGACUGUUCAGCAUCAGUGAACAAAAUGGAACAAUCAUUACAACUAAACCUCUGGACCGAGAGAUAGCUCCUUGGCACAACAUAACUGUUACAGCCACAGAAACAAGAAAUCCUGAAAAAAUUUCAGAAGCAAAUGUGUAUAUCCAAGUUCUCGAUAUUAAUGAUAAUGCACCGGAAUUCGCUAAAUAUUAUGAAACAUUUGUUUGUGAAAAUGCAGUUUCUGGACAGCUAAUUAAAACCAUAAGUGCAGUGGAUCAAGAUGAUUCAGCAGAAGGCCACCAUUUUAACUUCUCAUUGGCUCCAGAGGCCACAAACAACUCACAUUUUACUGUCAAAGACAAUCAAGAUAACACAGCUGGAAUUUUCAUAAGCAAAAGUGGCUUCAGGAGGCAAGAGCAGUUUUUUUUCUACUUGCCAAUCGUAAUUGAGGAUAAAGGGACCCCACCACUGACAAGCACAAAUACUCUCACUGUCACUGUCUGCGACUGUGACACUGAAGUAAACACCUUUUAUUGUCGAUAUGGAGCUUUCAUGUAUUCCUUGGGUCUCAGCACAGAAGCUUUAGUUGCUUUUUUGGCGUGCAUACUAAUACUCCUAGUGUUCUUUUUGGCAAUUGUAACCAUAAAGCAGCAAAAGAAGAAGUCUCCUUUUUCAGAGAAAAUGGAAGAAUUCAGAGAGAACAUUGUCAGUUACGAUGAUGAAGGAGGUGGCGAGGAGGACACAGAAGCCUUUGAUAUUUCAGCAUUGAGGACACGGACUCUCAUGCGAACACACAAACCUCGGAGGAAGGUCACCUCCGAAAUCCACAGCCUCUACAGACAGUCUCUGCAGGUUGGCCCAGACAGCGCAAUCUUCAGGCAAUUCAUUUCAGAAAAGCUUGAAGAAGCAAAUACAGAUCCUACUGUUCCUCCCUAUGACUCACUUCAGACCUACGCAUUUGAGGGGACUGGAUCCUUGGCAGGAUCCCUCAGCUCGUUGGGUUCAAACAUGUCAGAUGCCGAUCAGAGUUAUGACUACCUUGCAGACUGGGGACCUCACUUUAAACAGCUUGCAGGCAUGUACACCUCCCAUAGAAGUGUGGGGGAUUAGGUACCCUUCAGUUGGUUCUUUUAUUUUCCUAAAUCUCAGCAACAAAAAACUGCUGUGGAUUUUUUAAAAAGGAGGUCAUCCCGCAUUUAAGCAUGGAAAAAUAAGAGCCAAAGGGUUUUAGUACAGAAAGUCUUGGAUGUAGAAAUCUCUUGAAAAAUCACACCAGGGGUGUCAUGACUUGAGGGGAUGGAGCCUACUGUUUGAAAAGCUUGUGGUUAUUUAAGGGCUUGAAUGCAAACUGUGCUGCUUUGGAUAUCUAGGUCUUCUUCUGGAUACUGAAAACUUGGGUCUUGUAUGUACAAAAGGAGGAGUAGAAGCCAUAAAUGGAUGUUGCAAACAUUCUAUCAUCCAUAAGCUUUAAACCAUUUCCAAAGUUAAGAUAGACUUUUGAUGUUGCAGUUGAAUACAUUCAUUAACCAAAGUUAAACAUACAUAUUUGUAUAAUGCUUCAUUAUAUAAAUAUACUUGUGUGAAAAAGUAGACCCUAGGUAUUCUAAUACAGUUGUCAGAAGUGCUCACAGAAUCAUCUAUUUAUUAUUCUUAAGAUGAUAAAACUAAAACAAAUGUCUUUUCCUAUCAGUGUAAAAAUAAAGACCAAUUACAACACCAGCAAGUAUUUGCUACCAUUUUAGUUUUUAAUGAAACUGUUGGAAGAUGUGUAAACCGAUACUUAAUUUAGCAAAUAAGAUAGAAAAAAGAAUCAACAUUUAACUUAAAUACUUUGACCGACCACAUAUUAUAUAUUACUGUACUUAGAACAAAAUACUGUCCAAAUAGAGGCAUUUUUUCUUCUAUUAAGAGUUUAAAGGAUGACUGAUUUACCAGCACAGAUUUAUUUUUUUACUAUGGAAUAUAAAAUUAGCUGCAGUAGUCAGUUUUAUUAUAACAAUAUUAAGAAUCUUUAAAAUGCUAAGCUGAUGGUUAUAAAAUUUUAUGUAUGACAUUAGAUAAUAAGACAAUAAAAUGCUUUAAUGUUAAUCCACUUUGAAAAUGAUCCUGAAUCAUUCUGAGUCUCAAGUAAGAUUUCAAAAUUAAAUUCCCACUGUAUUUUGCCCAAACAUUCUGUAAUGAAUAUAAAGCUGUCACAGAAUAUAUCUUUACUCUUACUUUUACCACUACCCUGCAGCAAUUUUGGAACUGGGGUCAUCAAAUGUUUUCAAAAUGGUCUGUGUGGAGAAAACAACCCUGUUUUUUAUUCAUCUCCCAUUCAUCAGGUACUCAUUUUACAGAAAUUACAUCAUGUAAUCAACUGAUUCAAUCAGCUAAAGGCUGGCAUCGGGAUAAAGAAAAUUAUGCAACAUAUUUCUUUCUGCUUUCCUUUUUUUAUUGUUUUUAAGUAAGAUUUUAGGUAAGUUCAACUGAAUUACAGAGAGCCAGGAAAAUUUAUGCAAGGAAUAAACAAACAAAUGAACAAACCCCAAACAAACAAACAAACAAAGGCCUGCAAAAUACAAGCUCUGCAAUGUUUCCAUCAUCUUUACUCAUAACUGAAGAAAACCAAGGCAUGUAGGCUUAGUGGAAAGGUGCCAGUGCAGAGUUUAAAUUCCUGGUAGCUAAAAAUAAAACAUGUGGAGGAGUUUGAAAAUCAGGAGAGAUUUCCAGUGUGAGGUCUGAUAAGGACAGAAACAUUAUUCAUUAUAUUCAUAGCUGGAAAAAUAUGUAAUGGGCAGUGGGGGGUAGAGUGGCCAUCCAAACAGGUGCAGAUGAAGCAGCACCUGCUUCAUAAAAACGAAAAAAAAAAAAAAGGUUCUUUCCAGUCUCGUGCUGGAAUGCCAAUAUGGAUAAACAGUUACAAAACAACUUUGAAAGCUUCACAAGUAAAAAUAUUGUAUUAAUGGCUCUAACUUUUUACUCCAAUUGCUCUCAAACAGAUGUGGCAAAGUAACUUUUAUUUGAGAUAAGAUCGUACAUCUUGGUAGUUUGCUCUAUGAAGAGGAAUAGAGAAAGAGAGAACAACUAUACGUGUACUGAUUGUUGGAAAUAGUGAAAACUACAUUUUUAGGAUUAGGUCUAUAGAUUUAUGUGUGUUAUACUCUAAACAAAUCCUUAUUCCACAGAUGGUCCCAGUGGAAUUAAGAGAAUUCCUCAUGUUUUCAGGUUGUAUUUAGUACAAAAAGGAUAACAGUGUCUGAUUCUUUCUCAGUCCAGAGAUUUUGUCCCUUUAUGUGGGGAAAUAGGCUUGAAGACUCAACCAUAUUUGCCUUUAUAAUUUUCCCUUUUUCCCAUAAGGCACUUAACGAUAAAUAAUUUUUGUAAGUAGUGCUUACCACAGCCAUGCAAUUUUUGCUACCAAUGCAUGCCAUUGUCAGUAAUUUCUAUAUGAAAGAGAAUAAUGGCCUACAAUGGAUCUUACAUGAUCUUUAACUGAAAAAGCUUAAAACUGUGUUUGCAUAACAGAGAAAUGGCAUGUUUUGAUCUGAAACAAGAAGUUAUUCCUAGCUGUUACUGGGCCACAUGUGAUUGGAUUCAUGCUAUUCAAUCUAAGUCAAACCUUAAGUCAAUUUGUUUCCACAUAUGAGAAAAGAACCACUGAACUGACCUAAUAAUUUCAUACUUCUUUUCAUUUAGAUGAAAAAGGUUUUGUAGAAUUGCCUUCCUUUUUGAAGAAAGUAAACAUUCUGAGGAAGCAAAAAUUAAUCACAUAAAGACAUCACAAUAAUGAAUAUCAUGAAAUUAAUAAAAGAUAAGCUAUAAAUCAGAGUUCUUGAUGAUGAAAUCUAUGAAAUUGUGCAUGGUUUUACCAAUAGAAUCCUCCACCACCUUUAUCUUUUAAAAAAUGAUUAGUAGAUAGAACUCACUAUGUUAUUGGCUGAUAUGAAGAGUGUAAGUAUGGUACCAGAUAGUAAAUAUUCAGCUGUUCAUAACCUGCCCAAGGGAAUAUAAGGAAGACUUAUUGACUGGUCAAAGGAAGUAUGAUCAUACACACUGCUUUUCGGUAUGAAUUUUUUGAAGAGAUUUUUCUGGCUUUCUGUUUCAGCCUCACUCCUAUGGACUCAGUGUUGUGUUAUUGGUUUUAUUAUUUAAAAACCAAAGAAAUUGAAACUUUGCAUAUACUAAUAAAUGCUCAACAUUUAGAUGUUUGAAGGUAAAAAAAAGUAAAAAUAAUUCAACAAUGUA